AUGUCCUUUUACUUCAAGAAUAUCAAGCCAGAGCUUCAUUCAGAUGAGGAUGAUGAGGAUGAGCUUACACAUGCUAUUAGAAGAAAUGAAACCUCGAGCGAUGAGGGAUCGGAUAGUGAAGACGAGUUAAGAACAAUCUCCUUUGGGUCGUUAAAGAAAGCCGAUGACAUGAUGGAAAGCGAGGAAAAAUCCAAACGCAAAUCUAAGUCUAAUUCUAGAGCUAAGACUGCAACAGCAGGUAUAACCAAGAAGAACGAUGCCCUAGAGAAACGCAGAAAGAAGCAAGCAGAAGAGGAUAUGAAAAGAGAAGAACACAGGCAGAAACUCAAAGAACAGCAGGAGAGAGAAGAAGAACAAAAAUCUGCUGAAAUCAAAAUGUUUACUGAAGAGUCGUUUGAUGAAGACAGUGAAUCAGAUAGCGAAGGUGGGUUUUUCGAAGGUGAUUCAGCAGACGAAUAUGGAGACAACCGCCAAUCCAAUAAUAACUCCAAGAAGAAAAAGGGUAAAGGAAAGCAUGCCCCAAGUGAGGCAUCGUCCAAAAAGAAGGUGCGCACAAUACGAAAAAUACCAGGCUUGGAAGAAAAUAAAUCCAAGUCUAUUUACCAAGAUAUCAGGUUUGACAAAGCUCUAGGAAGGCCCGAAGAUAUAUCUAAAGUUCGCCAACGGUACAGGUUUUUGGAUGAAUACAGACAGAAGGAGAUUAAAGAACUUGAAACGAUGCUCCGCGACAAAAAGUUCUUGAGUAAGAUAAGUGAGAGGGAAAAGACAGAAAUGGAGCAACAGGUUAGACAGAUGAAGUCGAGAUUAGAAACUGUCCAGGUUAUGGAGAUGGAGCAAAAGAUUGUGAAGGACUACGAAGCGGAAAUAAACAAGAACAACAAGAACAAGUUCCACUUGAAGGAAUCGGAGAAGAGAAAGGUGAUACAAAAAUGGAAGUUCGAGCAUAUGAAGGGGAAGCAAAGAGAAAAGGUGAUGGAGAGAAAGAGAAAGAAGAGACUAGGGAAAGAAUUCAAACAAUUCGAAUUCCACAAGAGGUAA
Molecule: messenger RNA, 1038 nt
Organism: Kluyveromyces marxianus DMKU3-1042
Lineage: Eukaryota; Fungi; Ascomycota; Saccharomycetes; Saccharomycetales; Saccharomycetaceae
Gene: RRP36
Product: rRNA-processing protein RRP36
Exons: 1
Coding region: 1-1038 (345 amino acids)
Biological process (GO): maturation of SSU-rRNA from tricistronic rRNA transcript (SSU-rRNA, 5.8S rRNA, LSU-rRNA)
Cellular component (GO): nucleolus; 90S preribosome
Source: RefSeq, a predicted model, not a curated record